UUUUUCACCAAUAAUUUUUGACUGUGUACUUAUAAACUGUUUUUUUUAAUAACAAUUAAAAUUAUCUCGCAUGUUAUAAUUUUAUUUUCAAAUUUUUUAUGACUUUACAAUUGAUUUUUGAAAGUGAAAAUUGAGUAUUAUAAAGAAGGAAGCGGCAACUCUAAUAUAAAACUGAUAAAUGACAAUUAUAUUUACAAAAAGCAAUUAAAAGAAAAAUUCUAAAAAGUUCAAAAGUCUAAAAAAAAGAACAUUGAAAACAACAAAAAUUCAUUUAUAUUAAAUUAUUUGAAACACGUAAUGUUUUCAGAAAAAAAUAGUGAAAAAUUAUUAAAUAAAUCAACAUUUUAUAUUGAAAAAUAUUGUAAUAAAUUCUUUCGAAAUUUACCACCUAAAAAAUACUAUAAAAGUGAAAUAAAUUCUACAAUUGAAAUAAAACAAAAUAUACAAAAUUUAUAUAAAGAACAAAAUAAUAUUAGAAAUAUAAAAAAUUCAAAAAAAAAUAAAAAUAAUAAUUCAAUUAAAAAAUUUCUAAAAAAUCUAUUUAAAUCAGCAAAUAAUUUAAAUUUAAAAGACAAAAUAAAAAAAUUAAUUGAUAAAACGAAAUUUAAUAAAAAAAAUGAUGUUAAAAAUCGGCGCUGUUAUAUUGCUUCGGCGGUAGCAGCAGCCGUAUUUUUUUAUACAGCUAUAAUAUUUUUAUUACAAAUAAUUAUUAAUAAAUUUUUAAUAAAAUCUAUUAUAAUUAAUUCAACAACAACAACAACAGCACAAACAGUAAUACCAACAGCAACAGCAUCAUUAAUAUCAACAACAAAAAUUUCAACAAUUAUUUCAACAAUAUUAUUAUUUAUUAUUGAAUUAUUUACAAUUAUUUUAAUUAUAAUAUUUAUAAUAAUUGGUAAAUUAUUACUUGAUAAUUAUAUAAAACGUAUACAAAAACGUAAAGAAAUUUUUAAUACAUUAUCAACAAUAGAUUUUUUAAUUAAAUUAAAUUUUCAUAAAAUUUCAUAUCAAAUUUAUAACGCAAUUAUUAUGAAAGUUAAUAAAUUAAAAAUAUUACCAACUGUUAUUGGAUGGCGUGUUGGUAUAUCAAUGGUUAAACCAGAUCCAGGAGACUGACAUAAAUUCAAUAAAAAUAUAAUAUUAUUUUAUGAAAAAAUAAUAUUAAAAAUAAAUGAUCAAUUAAAAUUAUUUGAAAAUAAUAUUCAAUUUUUUGAAAAAGAAAUUCAUAUAAAUGAAGAUAGAAAAACAACUGAAAUAACAACUGAAAUAAAACAAAUACAAGGCGAAAUAAUAAAGGAACAAUCAAAACAAAAGAAAUUAAUAAAAACAACAGAUACAACAACAAUAAAUACAAUAAUACUAAAUUACGACAAAUUGUAUUAUCAUUAUUAUUAUAAAAUAUUGAAAGCUGCAAAUAUUAAAGAAAUUAUAAUGCAAAUAUCAUAUAAUUGUAUAAUAAUAUUGAAGAAGAAUUUAAAUCAUUAUAAAUACAAUAUUAGAAAUAUUAUAAUGUGGUGGUAUACAGAUUGACUACUAAGCAUUAAAAUUAAAAGAAAAUUUAAGAAAAUUUUAUACAGAUAGCAAUUUAUCACAUAAAAGAAAAUAUAUACAAUUAUAUUUAAAAUAAGGAAGAUUAAAAGGAAUAAUAAAUUAAUAUUAAAAAUAAUUUGAUAUAAAUUUUUUCAUUUCUUAUAUAUAUGUAUAUAUAUAUAUACUUGAUUUUUUUGGACAUCUUUUGAGAUGAGAAUUUAAUUGUAAUCGAAGGAGAUUACAAUUGAGAUUGAAUUCAAGCAUUGAAUUUGAAGAAUCAUUCAACAAGUAUUAUUUGAGCGACAAAGUAAUUAUUACUGUCGAAUUGCAACAAAUUAAAAGGUGCAUAAAAGGAGAAUAAAAGCUAAAAAUAAUUUAGAAUUUGAAUUCAAAGCAAAAAACUGAAAGAAAUUUUGCAAAGCACUGAAAUAUCCGAAUAUCGGAAUAUUGGUCGAAAAAAAACAGAAAUAGAAGUAAUUUCAAAUUAAAGAUAAAUAUUAAAUUAAAAUUAAUGAAAAUUUGAAUAAUUUUCUUAAAAAAAUUUUGUAAAUCACUUGAAAACAUAUUUGAAAAUAAAUUAUUAAUAAUAUUAAAACAAAAAAUUUUAAGAGUUUUAAUAAACAACUAAAAUUAUUUUCUAAAUCAUUAUUACUUAAUAACAAAAAUUUUUUAAUUUUAUAAUAAAUUGGAAUUUUAAAAAUUAAUAAUCAUAAUUAUUUUUUUUUGCUAUAAUCAUAAUUUUUUUUCAAACAAGUGCAUAUAAUUUACAAGAAUUGAAUUGUUUAUGAAGAAAUAUUAAA
Molecule: messenger RNA, 2330 nt
Organism: Condylostylus longicornis
Lineage: Eukaryota; Metazoa; Arthropoda; Insecta; Diptera; Dolichopodidae
Exons: 2
Coding region: 298-1116 (272 amino acids)
Source: RefSeq, a predicted model, not a curated record